Messenger RNA from Aspergillus clavatus NRRL 1, 1581 nucleotides. RefSeq names its product tRNA-specific adenosine deaminase. The record is from RefSeq and is a predicted model, not a curated record. Gene Ontology annotation, molecular function: tRNA-specific adenosine-37 deaminase activity; RNA binding. The transcript is spliced from 3 exons. Bases 1 to 1581 code for a protein of 526 amino acids. Gene Ontology annotation, biological process: tRNA wobble adenosine to inosine editing. NCBI's taxonomy places the organism in Eukaryota, Fungi, Ascomycota, Eurotiomycetes, Eurotiales, Aspergillaceae.
AUGGAUAGCCCUGACUCUGAAUCUACGUUGCCGUCACGUAUUGCGUCCUUGGUGCAUGCUCAUUUCGAUGGCUUGCCUCCUCGAAGCAAGCCCACCGUCUACCCAGAUGGAUCGCGGGAAUGGAUCCCCAUGGCUGGGAUAGUUGUUGUGAAAGGGGAGAAUACACCUUCGGAGAAACUGAGCUGUGUGACAGUCACCACUGGCGCAAAAUGUCUACCGGCGUCGCAGAUUCCCAAGUGCAAAGGUCUGGUAUUGCAUGACUGGCACGCGGAGAUCCUAGCCCUCCGCGCAUUCAACCACUGGCUUCUAUCUGAAUGCCACGUCGUGCUGGCCAAGGAACGGCAGCGGGGAGCGUCCUCCGCUGCGGAUACAGCAGGAGGGACACCGUCACCAUUUAUCCGCUGGAAGCAUACUGUGCGCAGUACAACGCCUACACGGUCAUCGACAAUAGCAUGGCCACCCUUCGAACUGCAGCCAGACAUCAGAAUCUACAUGUACUGCACCUGCGCUCCCUGCGGCGACGCAAGCAUGGAGCUCUGCAUGGCCGCGCAAGAUGACCCGAGCCCCUGGGAAACCACCACCCCUGAAUCCCAAGCCCAAGGUCCAGACCCCUCACCGGAGACAGACCUCCUCGACGGACGAGGCUACUUCUCGCGCCUCGGCAUCGUCCGCCGCAAACCGGCACGCGCGGACGCCGAAGCAACCCGCAGCAAGUCCUGCUCGGACAAACUCGCCCUCCACCAGGUCUCCUCCCUCCUCUCGUACGAGACUAGCCUCCUCGUCGCGCCCACGGACAACGCCUACAUCGCCGGCUACAUCCUCCCAGAAGAGGAAAUCAGCCGCGCAGGCUGCGCGCGCUGUUUCAGCGAGACUGGCCGGAUGAAGCCCUUGAAGGGCCGGUUUUGGCCAGAAUCGCACACCCCUGGCUCCGACACGCCGCAUUACGGAUACAGGCUACGCCCGUUCGAGAUCCUCUCCGUCCCGACGGAGCUGGUGCAUGCGCUGUGGACGUUCCGGAAACCGAAGCCCAUGCCGGAACUUGGGCUGCCGCCGCUGCAGCCAGCGCCGCGGAAGAGUAAACCGGGGAACGUGUCGGCCGUGUGGACGGCCGCGCCUUCCCUACCGCUACCGCUUGAGGGCCAUGUCGUGGCUGAAAACGGCGCCAAGGCCCUGCCUGUGCUGCGGGGCUCGAAAACGGGUUUGUAUGAGACGAUCAUCAACGGGGUCAAGCAGGGGAACCGCGCCGCGUCUGUUACGCCGAGGGGGGCUUCCGCUUUGUCUCGUGCGAAGUUGUGGGCUUUUGUUCGUGAUACGGUGCUGCUGUGCUUUGCUUCGGGGGAUGCCGCUGAGGGUGGUGAUGCAGCGAGUCUGUUGCUGCAGGAAGAGUCGCUUCUAAGGCUGGUCAACGCGUAUAGUUACGAAAACUUUAAAAAGGAGCCAGUGGCUUUAACUGUGUCCGUCAAAGCACGCAAGGAUGCUGUCCGGGAUACUAAGGAGGCUUUGAAAGGAUGGGUGCCCAACGAAGGCGACGAAGAUUGGGGUCUGGAUGUCCUGAUUGAUACCAAGAAACGGAAGCGAUGA